UCUCCAAGUUGGGAGGGUGUUCUGCGUCUGUUUUCCUGUCAUGUAAAGGGACUUGUUCUGUGCUUUUCACAAGUCUAGCGAGAACGUGCGCUUUCCUCUGGAAUGUUGUUUAUGAAGAGGGGACAAAACGCGUCUGUGGGCAUCGUGGAAAUAUCGUGAAAUAACAGUUGAAAAGUGAAUCGAUGUUUUACUAGUGCAUUGUUAUUCUACAUGUGUUCGUUCAUGGCAUAUACUGAACAAAGCGACUCACGUAAAACUACUGUCCCUUAAAGAGUGUGAAUCUGAAUAGCGAAUAAAUAUACAGUGUGCAUUCGAUCAGCGUCGCCGUGAACAGAGAAAUGUCGAUGAGCGCGCUAUCGAGUUGAGGAUCGGGCGGUGGUAAUGGUGACAUGAGCAACGAGCGCGAUUUCGAGAAAUCCUUCUGGAAGCGAAGCGAGAGGUCCGAGGGAGCUUCAUGCCCGGGAACAGGCAGGCAAGGAGCAACGAGCGAAGAUCAUUCUUCGAGAACGAUUGACGGUGUUGAUCAGCAUGCGUUCCGGGCUCCGAAUGAGACAACGCCGUCGGAACGGCACGCGGAAACCUUUGUCGAACCGAGGAAUCGUUCCCAGGGAUCGCUCGAGGAUUCCCAGGGAGAUUCAUCCUGCGAGACAAUCGACCGGGCCGCUCCGGUCGCGGCUGGUUCAAGACCGAGCGAAAGUCUUUCGGGAAACGUCGCGGUACCAGGAAGCUCUUCUUGGAGCUGCACGGAUUUUUACCAGCGAGUCGGUGCUCUAGACAACGUCUGGUCGUCCGGCGGAGCCUUCGGGAAGCCGUACGGAUUCGAGCAUCUAUUGGGGAUCCCGGAUAACCAGUCCGCGCGAAACGUUUGGAGAACCGAAGCGGGUUCCAACGAUUUCUCGAGAAUGAGCGAGGAGGACGGUCAGCAAUCUGGCGACUCCUGGAGCCUCAGGAGUCCCGAGAGUCCUCGUCGGAGGUUGGAGACCGGCUCUCCCAGAACCCCGAUGUUCACCAGCUUGGCUUUGGACGUCUCCUACGCCGGUCUAGACUCGUCCGGUCUCCUGGACGUGAGAACGCCCAGAAGGACUCGGGAGAACGAUCCGCAAGAGUUCUGGCAGGAGUGCAGCGUCGUCGAUUAUCUGGACAGAAAGUUAGCCGCGAACGACGAGAGCACCCCGGAGGAACGAGUCGAGACUCUGAAAGAGAUCCUAGCCGAGACCGACAUCCACGAGGGCGACGGAGUCGUCUCGGAUUUUUUAUUCCACGUCGCCAAGACGAAGCACGGCAAGAUUUAUAUCAGGGUCAUUAGAACGAUGCUGCUCAAUCGAGUUCUAUGUAGCAGCCGGGUGAGCCAAAUGACCAAGACGUAUAAUGACAUAGAAGCAGUUACACGGCUUCUGGAAGAGAAAGAGAAGGAUUUGGAACUAACCGCGCGCAUUGGAAAGGAACUGUUAUCGCACAACCAGAAACUCGAGACUACGGUUACGAGUUUGGAGUCCGAUUUGAAGGAAGCUAACGAAAGGAUCACUCAACUAACGCACGAGCUUACGAAGAAAACCGAGAUCAUCCAAAUUUUAACAAAUGACACCGAAGAAACAAACUCUGAAGCCGGUACGCCCACCGGACUUCGUAGUAUCAAUCUUGAAAUGAUGCAGAAGAAAAUAAACAGUCUCGAGGACGAGAAUAAACACUUACGGACGGAAUUCGCGAAAUUAGUACACGACACCGACAAUUCAGAGGAACAAGAAGCGAAACUUGUCAAGGACAUUGCAGCUCAACUUGCGAGUGCAAACAUGGAGGUAGACGGGAUUGCAGAGGAGCUCGACAGGCAGAAAGAAGAAAAUCGAUUACAACACGAACAAAUUAUUAGUUUGACGGCAAAACUGGCGGAAACGGAAUUGAGAUUGGCACAGUUGAUGGCUGAACAUGACGACGUUGGAGCAACUUUGCUCAUCACAAGGGACAACCAAAAUACUCUUGCGAGUGAGCUGGCUGAAUUUAAGGAUCGAUAUGCGGAGGUGGUGAAUUUGUUAGCGGAAACUCAAGAACAAUUACGAAAACAGAGGAAGAGAGGAAUGCCAACUGUCAGAGGAGGAUCUUUGUUUCCUUCAAUGGGGGCUGCUCCGCAACCGGAUUCCAUUGCAUCGGAAUUAGAAUCCUCUCUUUAUUCCGAACUCAGCUUAGAUUCCGGUAUCAGCACUGACAGAGUGCCUACAUACAAGAAAGUUUUCGAAACUGUUAGAAGCGCUUCAAGAAAUUCUUAUGCAGCUGAUAAUAAUCAAUUCCCAAGAAUAGGAUCGAUGACUACCUCAACAUUAUCAACUGGUUCUACUGGACCUAGAAUGAGUUGUGGGCAAAUUAGACCUCCAGCGUCGACGUUCCCCAGUUUGGAUUCUGGCCACAGCGAUUCGGAAGGCUCUCUGCUUACAGAUUCUGAAGAAUAUCCAGGACCUCAAAAAGCGGGAAUACCCGGAGCUCCUGGUGCAGCAGAUCUCGAAGCAGCUCUUCGAAGAUUAACACCUGCAGAAGUUAUAGCUCGACGUGCUUGCCUUAGCACCGGUACAGGAUACACAUACGAUUAUGAUGCUGGAGUAAAUUCGCCGUCAGCCUUCGUGCCUCUUGGUUGUAGAACUCCAGACAGCAUCAUGUCCACAGGAAGUAGCGCCAAUUUAAGUGGUUAUAGCGGAAAUGCUUGGAGACUUCCUGAAAAAUUGCAAAUAGUCAAGCCGAUUGAAGGUUCACAAACGUUGCACCAUUGGACACAAUUAGCUACACCAACAUUGGGUGGACUGUUGGAGGAACGACCUGGGGUGAUGACUCGAGGAGGUCGUGGUCUGGAAGAUUUAGGCCUAGUCACAUUUACUUUAAGCGAUCUUGAGGAAGAUGAAGAAUAUACCAAUCCUGGAAAACUCUUCCAAGACACAGGCUCCGUGUACACAUACACUAAUAGUACGGUUCUCCAUCCAGACGAUCAUACUAAUGUAACUUCAAGUCUCGUUGGUAGCAGAGUUGCGACUGCACCUAGUAGUGCUUUAAAUUCCGGAAUGAGUACUCCAAGAACUUUAAGUAGAAGGAACUCGACUUCAACAUUUUCGACAACACUUGGACUUGCGAAGAUGCUGAAUGAAAGAGGUAUAAAAGCUGUAACGCCUUCUUGCGUUGGUACUCCAAGUGGAGAGAGAAAUUACACACCUACUGCAACACCUUGCAAUAGUCCUGAUGCUAGUCCGCCAGAUAGUCGAUCCAGUUCACCAACUCCAGAGAGUGGGAUUUCUCUUGGAUUGUUAUCCACUGGAGCAGAAUUAUUAAAAAGAACGUUUGGUGGAGAGACAGUGCAGUCGAAAAAGAAGCGGACAGUACUUUCAAGAUCCGAGAAGAAGGCUCUCACUGGUAUUCGGCUAGUAGAGAAGCUCGAACGGAUUGGCAUUGAUACUAUUAUGGCUACAACAAUUGGUUCUUCUAUCUCUCCGUUAGCUUUUCAAGGUUCUUUAUACACCAGGCGUGCUACUGACAGUCCCAUGACUCAGUUAACUUUCCUAAGAAGCUCCAUGUCCUCAAGUGGAAGUCAGGAGAAACUUUCACCUUCUUCCUCUGUAAGUGAUUCCUCAUCAACCAAACGACAACUUGCUGACAAGAAACAAAAUGAGUCCACAUCGGGCAGGGAGACAAACAGACAAAGGAGAACUGGUGCUAGGGCCACGAGGCCCGAUCUUGGACAGGUUACACCUGCGGUCCCUGUCACUGUUACGAAAGAAUCACCUGCGCAAUCCGCUUUGGGAACUAUUAGUUCGCUUUUAUUUGGGCGGAAGGGUGGAUUACUUUGAAACCACUGUUCCUUGCGUGUUAUAUAUAUUAAUAUGGAAAUCUUACUUAGAUAAAAUUUCAAGAGAAUCAAAUAAAAGAUUGUCGGAGCGAUGAGAAAAUUGAUUAUUUGUUUUCUUCCAUGAA
Megalopta genalis is the source of this 3945-nucleotide messenger RNA. Lineage: Eukaryota; Metazoa; Arthropoda; Insecta; Hymenoptera; Halictidae. The record is from RefSeq and is a predicted model, not a curated record.